Molecule: messenger RNA, 1429 nt
Organism: Penaeus indicus
Lineage: Eukaryota; Metazoa; Arthropoda; Malacostraca; Decapoda; Penaeidae
Exons: 4
Coding region: 836-1429 (197 amino acids)
Cellular component (GO): extracellular region
Molecular function (GO): peptidase inhibitor activity
Source: RefSeq, a predicted model, not a curated record
CGGAGGAGCAGAGAGUGCGCGCCGUCCGCUCCCGCCUCGUCACUGAACCCGCUGUCUCUCUCUCUCCCGUUUCCGUCUUGCGUCUGACCUUGCUUUAGCUAUUCUGAAGUCGGGUCAAGGAAAUCAGCGUUUAUUUAUUUUUGUUUUUUGUUUUUUUCAAGAUUUUAGAGGCCUGUUUUUUGUUUUGUUUCGUUUGGUGUUCCGGUUUAGUGGACAGCUGGUUUUAUGUAUAUUGUCUCCAUUAACACUUACAUAAGUUCUCGGUGUCACGAGAAGACGUAUUGUGAGCCGGAAAUAGAACAGCAUCCUAAAUACGUUGACAUUUUAUGACUUUGUGCAUAAAAACAGGUUACGCAGUCGAGAGACAGAGACACAAGAAGGUCGAGUAAUACCUUGAUGAGACCCUCCUGUCGCCGUGGAUAAUUAUCAUGUGAAGGUCGAGCUUAAGGUCAAGCCAAGCGAGCGCAAUAAAGAGAAGAGAGAGAGAGAGAGAGAGAGAGAGAGAGAGAGAGAGAGAGAGAGAGAGAGAGAGAGAGAGAGAGAGAGAGAGAGAGAGAGAGAGAGAGAGAGAGAGAGAGAGAGAGAGAGAGAGAGAGAGGAAAACAAAGAUUAGGAACACCGUGAAAUUAAGGAAAGAUACCGAAGAAAAUAGAGGAAAAAAACGACAUGAAAUAAAUGGAAGAAGAGAGGAAAGUAAAGAUAAAGAACGCAAUAAAAUAAGAAGAGAAAGAGAGGAAACCAGAAGGAGAGAGACAGAGAGAGAGAAAAAAAAGAGAGAGUACGUAAUUAAGUAAGACGCAACCCAGCCACACUAACCUUCGGGAUCCCGUCGGCCAUGUUCGUCACUCGAGGAUUACCCGUCCUCCUCGUGCUCAUUCUGCUCGCCAGCCUCGCCCUCGAAGCCGAUGCCGGACGCCGACGCCGCCUCAAGCGCCAACAUCGCUCCCACGACCACGAGGACAACCUCAGGAGGGCGCGACGGAGGGAGCAGCGGAGGGCGCGGUGGCGGGCCCAGGCGGAGGAGGAGCAGCAGGAGGGCCCGGCCAGCGCCAACAACGCCUCCGCCAUUCCCGCGACGCCGAUCAGGCAUCACGCCCCUGACUCCGAGGGCAUCCGCGUAGGAGAGGCCGUGGACAGCCCGACGUGCCCCCCGCCAGCCACGCCCUUCAUGCCCGAGCUGUGCAGCGCCCCCGCCUGCCUCCACCACCAGCAGUGCCAGCGGGAGCACGGGAGGAAAGAGUGGGACCUCGCCUGCUGCUUUAACGGAUGCGUGCACACGUGUCUGCCGCCGGUUGGGAGCCCGCCCGGAUAUGCCGUAGCAGUGUUGCCAACCGCGGCGGACCCUGGCAGCAACAGCGAGGAGUGCCAACGCCAGGCACAGAGCCAGCGCGGCCUCAGGAGUCUGGCAUCGCUAACUGCUGUAACAUAA